Leptopilina heterotoma is the source of this 10176-nucleotide messenger RNA. RefSeq lists its product as uncharacterized. Bases 848 to 9169 code for a protein of 2773 amino acids. The transcript is spliced from 13 exons. The record is from RefSeq and is a predicted model, not a curated record. Gene Ontology annotation, molecular function: protein binding. Lineage: Eukaryota; Metazoa; Arthropoda; Insecta; Hymenoptera; Figitidae.
UGUUUUGUAGAGAAGAAUGGCUGCCAUCUUUAGUUUUCGAUGGAUGUUUUCCAAAGUUCUCGCGAAUUCUUAUUAUUAUUGCGAUAUUAAAUAACGUGAUUUGAUAAAAAACAGUGCAAUAACGUCAUCCGCGAUGCAAUAAGUGUUUUGGCGUUGUUUAUUCAAGCUGCCCUGGUACCAGUUUCGUUAAAAAAUGCUUGUGUUUACAUCUCAGUUUGAAACGAGCUUCUAUAUUCCUGUCAUAUUAAGGUGAGAACAAUUCCAUAAAGGAGACUAAAGUGUCAUCGCUCCGAUUGUCGAUGGCUGGUUAUGGGUAACGCGGAUAAUGCGAACGCAGGAACCCGGAUCAGUCGUGCAAUGAUUCUCAGCAAUCUCAGCAUCUCUCAAUUCUCAAUGUGCAAGAAAAUCUGGUCCAGUGACCAGUGGAGAGGUCCCAUGAUAGUCAGUUAGUAGUGCUCGCGCACGCGCUGCGCAGAAGAUCAAGCAAACAACGAUACCUGUGGUAACCUUGGAGCUUAUGGUACAGGAUCCUCAAAUAGUUUAUUCAAAAACGAAGAAGAAGAAGGAGAAAAAAACGUGAGUCUAGCGUUAUUACUUGAAUAAAAGGAAAAAGGAUCGCAAAGACGUUUUACAAGAAAUUUUUAUUCAACGGAACUGUAAGGCCUUCAAAACGUCGACUCCAUCAGUGAUCAAGUUAUCUGGGGGAGGAUCAGGAGGAGGUGGGGAGAAAUCAUCCCCAGGUCCAGGUCCACCUCCCCCAACAAUUCAAACCGAAACAAAUCGUUCCAGUGGCGAUAAUAAUGGAUCCGAAAGAAUUGAUCACACGGAAUCGAAUGCAGAAGCCACCAUGAGUUUUGUAUUACAGUUAGGUUCUGUAAAUAAUGCUGAAGAAGUCGAGAAUAAUAAUCCACUAUUGUCAGCUACAGAUAUUAACAAUACCCCAUUAACAAUCGAAACAUCUCUUCCAAAAUCUGUGAUCGCUGGGGCCAAAACACAAAAUGUACAGAAUUUAAAGUCCGUCAAUUCAUCUGUAGUCUCAAUUUCUUCUUCAACAACAAAUUCUUCGGCUGUGAAACCUAUUACUGUUACCUAUCCAAUGAAUAAAAAUUCAAAAGAAAUACAAAAAAUCAAUUCACAAACAAAUACGACGCAAGUCCUAACAACGCGUGUCAUCUCACAAAAAGUCACGUCCAAUUAUCAAUUGCACUCACUUCCAUUUAAUGCCACUUCCCAACAACAAAAACAACAACAAUCAUCAUCGUCGUCAAACACUCCAACAAUUCAAAUGUCAAAUUCAGGUCAGCCAAUUAAAGUUCAAGUUACCUCUGAAUUACCAAUUAAUAAACAAUCGUCUCCAAUUCAAUCCGGCGGACAAUUAAAAAUUCAACAAAUCACCGUUCAAUCGCCAAUUCAAAGUGUCACGAAUAAUUCGACAUCGACUAUUCAGAGGAUACAAGGCAAGGGGCAAAUUGUCAAUCAGAAUCAAUCGAAUUUACAACAGCAGCAGCAACAAAUUAAUCAAACGAAUAUUAAUCAACAGAUUGCGAAUAAACCCAAAAUUAUCAGCAACGUCUGUCAAAAUCCUCCAAUUCAACGAAAUACGAUCACUAGAAUGCAGACGACAAUGGUAAAAUCGCAAAAUCCCCAAAUUACCAUGAAUCAAGUAAUGAACAACGCAAAUAUGCAGCGAGUGCAAGUGCCGAAAGUCCAGGCACCUAAUGCUCAAAAAGUGCCGGCGAAUUUUAACAAUCAAAAGGCACCGAUUGUUAAUAAUUUAAAUCCUUCUGGUAAAACUCAGCAGCAACUACAGCAGCAGCAACAACUACAGCUACAACAGCAGCAGUUACAACAACAACAACAGCUGCAACAACAGCAGAAUCAGCUACAACAGCAGCAGAAUCAGCAAGUUGUUCACAAGGUGCAAGCGCCGACAAAAGCGGCAGUCAAACAACCGCCGACUGCUCCAAAUAAUGCUCAAAAAUCCCUGACAAUGCAGAAACAAGUCGGACAAUCGCAAGGCCAGCAGCAGGUUAUCCAACAAAAUCAGAAGUUGCAAACACAACAACAAAGGCCGACGGUUUUUGGCAAUCUGCACAAAUCGCAAACUGUCGUCAAUGUCAACUCGAACCGAAAUCAAAGCCAGGUCACUAAAAGCAACAGCGUGCCGAAUAUAAUGAAAGUCCAAAAUUCAACAACGACGACAUCAAACCCUAAAAGUGGGGUUCAAUCCACUGGACAGCCGACUUCGCAUUUGCAGCAACAGCUACUCCAUCCGAAUCUUCAUCAGCAGAUACAAAUGCAGAAUCAGAUACAGAAUCAGCAUGGACAAAAUCAACUACAAAGUCAGCACGGACAAAAUCAACAACUACAGAACCAACCGAACCAAUUGUACCAAGUUCAACAAAUACAAAACCCCCAAAACCAAUUCCCCCAACAGCAAUUAAUGCUCCAGAAGCAAAUAACGACCCAAAAGAACCAAGUCUUACCGAAAGGAGGAGCGACAAUAACGCCGGUUCCCAAUAACCAACCUCUGAUCAAAGGAAAUCUAAAAGUCCAGCAGCAGCAGCAACAACAACAACAGCAAAUGGUUCUCCGAGUGACAAAUCAAAAGAACCAACAAAACCUCCAUGGAAAUAUGAAAAUACCAUCAUCAAAAGUGACGAACAUUGUAAAAGCGCCGAAUCAACAGAAUUCCAUGCCACAAUUCCCCCGAAAUGUGAAUUGUCAACCGGUGAAAGUUGUGCAACAGGCGCAAAAUGUGAUUUUCCCACAAAAUGCGCAGAAACAACCGGGAUGCAUUAAGACAAUACCGGCGCAAAAACCGGGACCGAAGAAUAAUUCAACGAAGGGAAUGGUGAAGACUUCGAUGAAUACAAAUAUGACGGCAUUGAAGGGACAGCAGCAGCAGAAUUUGGUUCCGAAUUUAGUGCAGAAAUCGACGAUUAAGACGAUAAUGCCACAACAACCGGGUGGACCGAGUAUGUUGAUGCAAAAGGGACAAACGCCGAAGGUACAACAACAACAACAACAACUACUAAUGCAGCAACAGCAACAAAUGCCAAUACAACAGAAGCCAAUUGUUGCCGCGACGCAUUUUCCCCAACAAGCGAAACAACAAAUUGGUCAGGUUAAAACUUUGCUUCCUGUUAGUUCCGGAGAAGCACGAAGGGAUAUGGAAAUAAAACAUGAAGCUGUGAUUAUUGCACCGAAGGAAGAAGAUUCUCAAAAUCGAGCUUCGUCUCCAUCUAGAAGAAUGCCGUUACCUUACGAGGUGUGUUUGCAGUUUGUUCUGCAAGAUCAUAAUUAUGGUGCUCCACCACCAAGAACACCACCACCCCCAUCACCGCCCCCACAUUCUAAGCAGCAACCUGUUAAUGGAGCCAGUAGCUCUGCAGUUGUUACUCAAAAUUCUUUCAUUUACGGUCCAGCCACACAGACAACGACUGUUGAGGACGAUGCUCAGAGUGCUAUCAGCAGUGAGCAAGGACGUGAAGCUGAACCCGAAGGCGAAGAAACAGAAACUGCGCCCGAAGGUGAAGGAGACGACGAAGACAGCAUUACACGUUGCAUUUGUGAUUUUGAGCACGACGAUGGAUAUAUGAUAUGUUGCGACCGGUGCUUAGUUUGGCAGCAUGUCGAUUGCAUGGGUAUUGAUCGAUCGAAUAUUCCCGAUGAAUAUCUCUGUGAAAUUUGUCGACCGCGUCGUGUCGAUCGACAAAGAGCGCGUGCACUUCAAAUGCGAAAGCGUGAGGAACUCUUGAAUUCUGACACGACAUCAGAUUCAUCAUCAACCACUUCAGUUGAUACUGACGUUGGUGCAAAUGCAAAUCCAAAUCCAAAAAAACGUUCUCUUCCACAGCAACAGCAGCAGCAGCAUGCACCGCCGCCGCGACGAAAAUCCGAUCCCCCUCAAGUUAGAAGGCUGAAUAAUAAUAAUAAUAACAAUACAGUAAAGAGACAAAGGCGAGAGACAAAUCCAAGACAACCGAGUGCAGUGCGUCAAAAGAAGGAAACAGUAAAACGUGUACCAGGCAAACGAAAAACAAAACGUCGAAUGAGCAUCGAGGAUAAGGAGGAAGAAGCUCAAGACUCAUGGGGUUCAAAUAUGGCACCAUUACGACAAUGGAUCGAAAGAUACGAAGAGGCCGUGACAAAUCAUUAUAGUCCGGAACUUCGAGCUCGAAUAUCCAGCAUUAAAAUUAAUGGCACUCACAAUGAUCUCAGACAGAGUAAUAUUAAUAUUGCAGCAACUGGAAAAUGUCGAUUGAAUGUACACAGUAAUAGUUUGAGGUUCCUCGUUGCGACAAUGUAUCUUCCGCCAAAUACACCUGUACUUGAAUUACGUGGGAAAUAUAUGUUGAGUACACAGCAUAGGCCAUCAUCGCAUCCACAAGGUCGACAGCACGCACAACGACCGGGUCCAUUUGUAUUUUUCUAUCGUUUACCACGCGAUGGAACGGAGGUUUGCGUUGACACAAGAACAUAUGGUAAUGAUGCACGUUUUGUUCGACGCAGUUGUAAACCAAAUGCUGAAGUUAAACAUUGUAUAGAAAAAGGAACAUUGCAUUUAUAUAUCGUUACAACAUUGCCGAUUGAGAAAAAUGCUGAGAUUACAAUUCGACACGAGCAACAUGAUUUACUGCUGUCGCCAAAUUCAAAUUCACAAUUAAUGUCCAUUAUUUGUGCGUGCAAUAAUCCCAAAGAGUGUCAAAUUAAUAAUGCUGUACCACAGGUGGUUGCCAAGAAGAGUACCAAUGGCGCUAUCGCCGAGAAUGCUGAAAGUGGAAGGGAAAAGAGAAGACGCGGAAGACGAACUACUGUUUGUGAGGAUAGUGAAGCGGUGCCAACAGUAACGUCUGGCAUUGUACCACAACCACAACAGCAGCAACAACAACAACCACCGCUACCACCACCAGUAAUACAACAACAACAGCAGCAACAACAACAUCAGCAGCUACAGAUUCAACAACAGCAACAGCAGCAGCUUCAACAACAACAACAACAACCUGCAGUUUUACCACCACCGACAGUUUCUACAGUUCCGUCUCCAGUUUCCACGCCGCCGGUACCAAUUGUAUCGCCAGCGGCGCCAAAACGAAGCGCCUCAACGAGCAGCAACGUCGGCACAACGACUCGCCAAGCAGCCAAAGAUGAGUCAAUGCUAUCGCAAACAUCGCUCACGUCAAUCAACACCUCCUCCACAUUGCCAACUCCCGAAAAAGAGAAGAAGGAUAAGAAAAAAUUGACCCGCGAAGAACGAAAAAUGGAGGCAAUAAUGAAAGCCUUCGAGAGAAUGGAGAAGGCACAGGCCCGAAAGCAAGAGGUUCUAGCGCGAAAUGCUCAACGUAAAGAAUCAGGUGGCACGCACAGUGACAAUGACGAGAAUCCCAGUGCUUCACAACCGAAGCAAAUAAAAUCCUCCUCAUCAAUAAUUGAAAAACCCCUGCGACGAAAACGACGAAAGGGACGAGCGCGAACAACAAGUUCAUCACACUCCCAAAGUGGUAAUCGUCGAUCGCGUUUAAAUUCCGCCGAUUCCGAUCUCUCAUCAGGCGAAGAGAGUGCAUCAAUUCAAUCGCCACCCCUCUCAUCGCAACAAAAUUGUCUCAAUCGUGACACACCCUAUUCAAGUCGCAUUCACACACCAACAAAAGACAACAACGAACAAGGAAAUCAGGGAAUUUCAACAGCCGCUGGUUUACUACUCGCCCUGGCAAAUUCCAACGUUCAAGGUCCAAGUUCACCGCCUCUGAAUCAACCGACACCAAUCAAGAGUCCAACGUGUGACAGUGGCGCGAGCAGUAGUUCUCAAAGUUCCACACCUUCAACGCCAUUGUCCUCGGCGUGUCUCCUAGUGGCCGCUGCAGUCGGUCCACUAGCGCCCGGUUUCAAAUUUCCAAAAACGAAAAAAGUUCUCAUGAAUGAGUGGCUCAAGGAAUCGCCAGAUCCGCUACCAGUGCAUCAUCCGCAAGUGGCGUCUCCCGAUUUGAGGACAAAUAUGAUGACGCAACAACCCCUCGUGAUUGAGAAAUCAAACGAUUUCCUCUCACCAAUUGACCCAUCGACGGAAUUCUUGUCCCAGACUUACGCCGCCAAGGGUUUGGCGACAUUGGUUCAAGCUGUGAAUUCGGUGUCGGGUAUUUGUGAAUCACCACCGCAGAGACGGCAGUCCUUGACUUCGAUUAAUCAACAGCAACAACAACAGCAGCAACAACAAACUUGUCCGGUGUCGAGUGGUUCGGCCAAGAAACGAUGGUUGAGACAAGCCAUCUCCGAGGAGUGUGACUCACCGAACAGUCGACCCGAGAGUCCACCUAGUGAAAUGGUCGUUGCACCGCCGAAGAAACGACGAAUCGCCAGGGAAAGUUUGUCGUCUGAUAAUUAUACACCACCAACGACGCCGACUCUAUUGAUGCCAGAACCUGUUCAUGUCAGGACGAUGUCUCACGAGGACGAGUUUGUUGAUCGUUUGAAUUCGCCAACAUUGGACGAAUCGAGAAUAUCGCAAGAUUAUGAUUCGGAACCACUAAAGGAUUUUGUAACAACAACAGCAGCAGUAGCAGUAACAACAACUCAACAAACAAUUUCCUACGAACCGGAAUGUAAAUUAAAAAUUGACAAUUCAAUGUCACCGAUAUUACCAGCAACAGUAAUAAAAAAUGAAGUGAAUCUCGAGGAAAAAUUGAAAUUUGAAUUAAUUCCAACGUCCGUUAUGGAGACUAUUGUGAAACCGGAAAAAUUGGACGUUGAAGAUGGUUGUAAAUCAGAGUCAACGCCAAUGGACAUCUCUGAUUGUAAGGACGAAUCAUUUGAAUUGAAAUGUGAAACAUCGGAUAAUGAGAGAAAUGAAGAGAAUAAUGUUCUAAAUGAAAUUGAAAAAAAUGAUUGUGAAAAUAAUCAACAGGAGAGUGUUGUCAAUAAAUUGGAUGUUGAUAUGGAGUGUCAAAAUGAUGAUGAGACGGAUGCAUUUAGUUCGCCAAUGAGAGAAUCCUCCGAGGGUAUUUUGAAGCAACGCGUCGCCAAUAUGCGUCUUGAAUUUAAUGCUAAUAUUCAAAAAGUCGAGAGCAAGUGCGAAGUGGAGAAAAUGGACGAUAAAUCAGACGUUGAGUUUGAUUUUGAUGAAUUCGAUGUUGAGGCGCAAAUGAAGAAAAUUACCGGCGACGAUGGCGAUGAUUAUAAGGAGAAAGUCGACACUUCUUCGGAGAAGGACAAAAGUAUGGAUGGACUCGAGGGACUCAUGGAUAGUUCCAAGGAGGAUUCUGAUUCCGAGGUGGAGAAAGAUGUUGAGGACAUUAAGAGUGUCGAAACUCUUCAAACUCUUCAAACUCCUCAGGAAACGGUCGAGGAACGAGCCUUCAAGGAACUGGAAUUAAAAUGCAAUACGGAGGAAUUCGUCGAGGAGACUAAGGAAAUAAAAGAAGCAGCGUCGACGACGAGUCCAAUGCGAGAAAUUGAAAAACCUGAACCCCCAGUGGAGGAAAUAAAAAUUGAGGUGAAUUUGCCAAAAGUCGAGGAAGCGGUGCCGCAAAAAGUAUUUCCGUCAAUGCUACCAUUGAGCGAGAGAAUUCGCAAGAAACCCGAACCAACGCCAAUGCCAAAAUCACAUUUAGAAAUUGAAGCAUCAAUUAUUGAAUCUUCCAUUGAAAUGGAGGCGAAAUUGGUAAAUAAUGGCGAGGAUAAAUCAAUGUUAUCAACGGCACUUCGGGAAUUAUUGGAAGCGCAAAUUGACGAGGAGGUACUACCAAUGGAAGAGGUAGUAGCUAAUACUGAAAAAACGGAAAUCAUCGAGAAAGUUGAUAAAUUUGAAGUGCAACAAGAAUUUUCGUCAAUAUUGGAAAUUAAUCAAGAGAAACCCGAGGAAGAGGAGAAGGAGGAGGAAGAGGAGAAGAUGGUGGAAGAAGAGAAGAUGGUGGAAGAAGAGAAGAUCGAGAUGGUGGUGGAGAAGGAAGAGAAGAAGUUGGUGGAAAUUAUACAAGUGACGGAACCAUUAGUUGUAACAACUACAGUAAUUAAUCAAGAGAUUCCAAUUGAUAAUCAAGAGAAUUUAACUCAAGUUUCAACACCCAUUAAAGUUGCCUCACCGCCCAGAGAAGUUGGACUAAAAGAUCCACGACUGAAAGAUCCAAGGACCUGUGGACCCAAGGAUUCUGCGAAAAUGGAAACUCCCGUCAAGCGCAAGGUUAGAAUGCUAUCGAUAUCGGAGUACAGAAAAAGAAAGCAACAAUCAACUGGCACGCCACCGGAACCGGAAUCAUCGAAUGAUCCAUCCUCGGAUAAAGUUACUGCUCGGGGGAGAUCCGACAGUGCGAGCAGUGGAACUUCAUCUCUAAGUUCCGAUGAAGAAAGUUCGAAGGUACCUCUUGAUUUACCCGGCUUAUCUACACUGCCACUCUUCACGAAUCCCGACGGCGAUGAGAAGAAAGGUACUGAAGAGGGGAAGAUUGGUUGGUCGGCUGCGCCCACUUUGGUCGAGCGACAACGUGAAAAUCUCACCGAAAGGCUAAAAAGAGAAUUUGGUCUCUUUCUCAGUGACGACGAGGAGGAAAGAGCACGAAAGCAAGGUUUGAAUGCAGAAGCGAUAUUGAAGGCAAGAAAGGAACAACCACCGCCGCCACCGCCAACGCAACCCUAUCCAACGACAGUAUCAACAAAUGUGACUUCAUAUCCAAUUCAACAAUUACCACCUCAACCCUAUAUUCCACCACCAGGUUCGGCAUCAAUUCACUAUUCUCAAUUUCCGACGAAACCGUCGACAAUACAAUAUCAAAAUUUCACCGCACCACCUCAAACAAUUGUUGUCCCAACAACGAGUCUCCCAGUUGAUGCAAAUCAAUUACCAACAACUCAACAACAACAACAACCUCAACAACAAUUUCUAAUUCCACAAGCACCACCGGGAUCAAAUCCAUAUCCACCGCAAUAUGUGCCGCAAAUAAUAACAGCAGUCGCGACACAACAAAAUUAUCCAUUGGGAACACCAACGCCAGUACCAGCGCCAGUUCCAAUGCCCGUUCCAAUGCCAGUCGCGAUACCCGUUGUUCCAUUACCCGUACCACCGGUUUUCAAUACGCCACCACCGCCGCCACCUCCACCACCUUUACCACCUUCUUCAUCACAACAAUCAACGACCCAAAAAACAUUUUUCAAUCAACCAGCACCGAGAUCGUAACUUUUAAUUCAAUUUAUAGCUUUAUCUAAAUUAUUUUAAUUCCCUUCUUUUAUUAUUAUAAUAUAUUAUUAUUGUGUUAUACGAAAUCCAUACCAUUUACAAAAGUCCUAGACUUUUCAAAAAAAAACUAUAUAUAUAUUUUCUAGUACAGUCAAAUCUCUCUUUCUGAAAUUCUGUACUAGAUUCCAAAAUGUACGAUCAAAGAAAGUACAAUAUUGUAUAUUUUAUCGAAAAAAAACAAAGAUCUCAAGCUUCCAUCGAGAGAAUCGUUCUAAUAUAAUUUUUCAUAAAAAAAAGGUUGAUUUUAAAUCUGCGGCCUAAAGAAAUAGAAGGCAAGAAAAAACAAAAAAAAAGAUAUAUUUCUCAUUCCAGUGAAGAGUGUGUUGUGAUCGAGGUCCGUAAUUAUCACGGACAAAAAAAAAUCGUGCGUUCCUCGGGUAUCGUGUAUAAAAAUUGAAUUUUACUAUUGCACUAUUGUUUAUACACAUAUAUAAUAAAUAUAUGGUGCCCUAUUAUAAAAUAUAGUGUUAAUUCCAUUUUUUGAUAAAGAAAUUAAUAGCAUGAAUUUGUAGAAUCAUGAUUAUCUUCUAUUAUAGAAGAAAUAAAACACAGAAGUGUUAAUUAAAUAACUAUAUAAAAAUAAUGUGCACACCUGAGAACUGCACUGUCCAUCUUUAUCUGUAAAUAUUUCUUUGCAUAAUGCAUAAUAUGAUAUAAUAAUAAUAAUAAUAAUAAUAAUAUUAAUAAUAUUAAUUGAUAAUAUUAAUUGAUAAUUGAUAAAUAUAAAGUUAUAUAUGUAAUCAUAGUUUCGACAAGAUAACAGAAUAUAGAUCUAUAAACAAGUAGGUAAAUAAUAGGCGCUCUGCUGCUUUUCACUGUUUUUUUUUAAAUGUUCGCAGCACUGUGCCGUCCCUCUCUCUCCCCCCGAUUCUUUAAAAAAUUUUAUAUUUUUCAAUUGUAAGAUGCGCCCCGCUAUUGUAAUAAACGUAAUAUGUUCAUAUUUCAAA